CGCCGACCUGGCAAGAUACUGCCUGCGCCUUCCCACGGGCAGAGGGGAAGUUUGGGGGAGGGGGGGGGGCCUCUGUACCCCUUCCCGCACCCCCAACCCACCCUCUUGCUACUGCAAUAAAUCCUGUCCGCCCGUGCCACGCGCCUGUGUCGGCGGGACCGGAGCUGCCGUCCCCGGGGGCCGGCGGAGGUUUGGGAUGGCGGCGGGGUCGGCGCUCACCACCUGUCCCCCUGCUCGCGCCCAGGAUGAGCCCAGGACAAAAGCGCGUGGCCCCGUGCCCACUGCCGGCCCCGCUGCCCCGAUGGGCAGGAGUAUUUAUGGCUCCCGGGGCACAGAGGUGCAGCGGCCGCUCGGGGCCCUUCGUGGGCACCGUCCUGCCUGGUGCCCUGCCGCGGGAGCGGGGACCUGCCGCUGGGGUUGGUCUCUGUCUCCUGGGGUCCCUGAGUGCUGACCCUCUCAGCCCCCAAAAUCUGUCCCCGCAUGGGAGCAGUGGGUCUCCCCCGUGGGAGAUCCCGAUCUGGCUCACGGAGCCAGCGGGACCUUGGUGCUGGCGCGAGGAGGCUGUUAAUCUCCUGGCUGCGUAGGAAGUGCUGCUGCUCUCCCUGAGAAUUCCUCCCCGCGCCUGGGGAAUUUGCUCCUCCAGCUGCCAACAUCAUCUUCAUCCUCGCCACCAAGCACCAGCUUGGCCGGAGCAGGGCUUGGGGCUCAGCGGGCUUCCCCGGUGGGUUCUUCUGCGGGUGUCGGGCUCGACUCCCCCCACUGCUCCCUGCUGAGCCAAACAAUUCGGGCCAGGGGCUGCAGCUAAGCCCCUGCUCUUAAAAUAGCACUGGGCUGAGCUCGCCCUUUUCCACGCCGCCCCCGGAUAUGGGUAAAUGUCAGCCCAGGGGCCACCAAAACAUCCUGAACCCCCAGUGGGGUGCAGACCAGGAGGGGCUUCGCUGCUGGUGCCGCGUGGACCCGGCUCGGCGUCCCAAGCGUGUCCCAGGGGAGUGCCAGGAAGAUGCACAGUGUCCCCAUCAUGCUGGCCAGGGUGUCCCGUUGCACCGGGGGAGCGGGCAGCCAGGACAAUGCAGAACCCCCCAUUCGCAGCCCUGCCACUGCUUUUUAUAACCACCCCAGCUGUCUCCAGGAGCCCAAAUAAGGCUGCGGCUGCCCGGACCCCCCCAGGACAGACAAUGGGUCUCGAGCACAGACUUUUUGGGAAGGUGGGGAGGCAGCUCGGCCCAAGAAAGGCAAAGCCCCCCGCACCAGCGGGCAGGGCAGGGUUGAUAAACCGGGCAGCGGGGUGUCAGGCAGCACUGCCGCCUUGCCUGCCCCUUGCCUGCCGCCCCGCCACCGGCGCCCGUGUCCCUCCGAGGAUGGAGGCCAUCAAGAAGAAGAUGCAGAUGCUGAAGCUGGACAAGGAGAAUGCCCUGGACAGGGCAGAGCAGGCGGAGGCUGAGCAGAAGCAGGCAGAGGAGCGGAGCAAGCAGCUGGAGGACGAGCUCGCCGCCAUGCAGAAGAAGCUGAAGGGGACGGAGGAUGAGCUGGACAAAUAUUCCGAGGCUCUGAAAGAUGCCCAGGAGAAGCUGGAGCUGGCGGAGAAGAAGGCGGCGGAUGCUGAGGCAGAAGUGGCAUCUUUGAAUCGCCGUAUCCAGCUGGUAGAGGAAGAGUUAGACCGAGCCCAGGAGCGCCUUGCCACAGCUCUGCAGAAGCUGGAAGAGGCAGAGAAGGCUGCGGAUGAAAGUGAAAGAGGCAUGAAAGUCAUUGAAAACAGAGCUCUGAAGGAUGAGGAGAAGAUGGAACUGCAGGAGAUCCAGCUCAAGGAAGCCAAGCACAUCGCAGAGGAGGCGGACAGGAAGUAUGAGGAGGUUGCUCGGAAACUGGUGAUCAUAGAAGGAGAUCUGGAGCGUACCGAAGAGAGAGCUGAGCUUGCAGAGUCUCGUUGCCGGGAGCUACAGGAGCAGAUCAGAGUGAUGGACCAGAACUUGAAGUGUCUGUCUGUUGCCGAAGAAAAGUACUCUCAAAAAGAGGAUAAAUAUGAAGAAGAGAUUAAGAUCCUGACUGAUAAACUCAAAGAGGCGGAGACCCGUGCUGAAUUUGCUGAACGGUCUGUAGCCAAGCUGGAGAAGACCAUUGAUGAUUUGGAAGAUGAGCUCUAUGCCCAGAAACUGAAGUACAAAGCAAUUAGUGAGGAACUGGACCACGCCCUGAAUGACAUGACUUCCAUUGCCCGAAGAGCCCUUCAUGAACCAAGUUUUGAUGAAAUGGGACACCUCCCGUGGUUUCCUCAGCCUGUCUGUCCAGUGUCCCAGCGUGUGGAUCUCUUCAGUGAUAAGGGUGGGCUCACCUUUGGAGUAAAGCCUACCUAGAGCGCUAGUUGCUGAUCUGAGCUCUCCUCCUGGCUUAAGGAACAUAUAAACUGAAAUCCACCAAAGAGGAGCAUCUCUGCACGCAAAGAAUGCUGGACCAGACUCUGCUAGACCUGAAUGAGAUGUAAUGGAUCCCUGCCACUGCCUCCGCCACACGAUGCCAGGGGGGCCAGCCCAGCCGCUGCUGACCUCUAACCCUUGGGGACCAGAGUUUACUUUUCUGUUGCCAACUUGACCAAACGCAAAUCUUCUCCUUCGCCUCAGGGUUAAAGGCCAUCAGGUUGGGCAGAGCUUCAAACAGCAUUAUUAAGGGAAAUAAACAAUGCAAUAAUGUUUGGGGAGCAUGUUUGAGAUGUAUACAUUUUGUAACUACCUUUUUUUGUAGCAACCAUUGUAAACAUUCCAAAUAACCCGUGGGGCUGGUGAGCUAUACUUCAAAGCUCUUGGCUUUAAAAUUUGGUAUUAACUUUCUGUUAAUCAGCUCUGGGCCACCCUGCUUUGGCAGGGGAGGAAAGAGGGUGUGAUGGUUCUGGCUGUGGGCCACUGAAUCGGAGUAGCUAGGCUAGGGAUGGAAGCCUGUUGGGAAAACUUGCUUUCCAGGAGCUGUUUGCCAAAAAAGCAGUUCAAUUUCUCAGCUUUAAGGCAACUCUGUGUUGUGGAAUGGCAACUCGGGUAAAAGGAGACUUUCUCUUUUUUGAGCCAAGCCUGUUAUCUGAAUAAUUGAACCUUCACAGGGGUUAUUUCCCUUCCCACUGUUGGCCACUUCCUUUCCUGGUAGGCUUAGAGAAGCCAUGGCCCCUCUAACCCAUUGCUACACAGGGGUUGAAUUUGCCUUCACCAAGUGAUGAUGCACCAAGCUUUAUCGCUCAUUGCUGGGUUACACUUAACAGCUUCAGUACAACAGCCUUGUUUUCUUGGAGAAGUUUUUUUGCCUACCCUGAGGGAGGGAACUGAGGUCUUCCCACCUGGCCAGGAGUGCUCUUAGUGUCUUAAUAAGGUACAAGCCAUCUUGCUGUGCAUUGCUGAUGUGUAGUCGUGAGGCAUGAGUGUGCAGAUGUGUCAAGCUCGCGGCGUGUAGCUUGUGGUUUGAGCAUGCUGCUUGGUCGUAGCAGUCUUCGGGGCCAAUCUGGAGAAAAGAACCCUAUCAAGUGUUUUGAUACUAAAUUGAGAAAUUGUCUUACUGUCUUUUGAAAUAAAAACCGAUCCCUCCA
Tyto alba (common barn owl) is the source of this 3562-nucleotide messenger RNA. RefSeq names its product tropomyosin 3 (gene TPM3). Gene Ontology annotation, cellular component: actin filament. NCBI's taxonomy places the organism in Eukaryota, Metazoa, Chordata, Aves, Strigiformes, Tytonidae. Gene Ontology annotation, molecular function: actin filament binding. Bases 873 to 2351 code for a protein of 492 amino acids. The transcript is spliced from 12 exons. Gene Ontology annotation, biological process: muscle contraction; actin filament organization. The record is from RefSeq and is a predicted model, not a curated record.